Molecule: messenger RNA, 309 nt
Organism: Emiliania huxleyi CCMP1516
Lineage: Eukaryota; Haptophyta; Isochrysidales; Noelaerhabdaceae
Product: FKBP-type peptidyl-prolyl cis-trans isomerase
Exons: 1
Molecular function (GO): peptidyl-prolyl cis-trans isomerase activity
Source: RefSeq, a predicted model, not a curated record
GUGACGGUGCUUCGGCUCGAGGUGGGCGACGGCAUCACCUUCCCGCAGACGGGAGAUCGUGUGUCGAUACACUACAAAGGAAUUCUGGUGGACAACGGCCUUGAAUUCGAUUCCUCGUACGGCCGCGGCGCUGAGUUCAGCUUCACGCUCGGCAAGGGCGACGUCAUCGCCGGUUGGGAGCAGGGCCUGCCGAUGCUCUCCCUCGGAGAGAAAGCGGUGCUCACCAUCUCGCCCGACCUCGCCUAUGGUGCCGCCGGCGCCGGAGAUCGGGUUCCACCGCACGCGGCCCUCCGCUUUGAGGUUUGGCUG